AUGGACAAGGCUGCACAAAGACAAAAAUUCAUCGGCGAGUUCGACAACUUGGUUGCCGAGUUGCAACAGGUUGCCCGCGACUACAAAAUGCCCCAGGAGGCUGUGGACUGGCUCACCAAGAACUUGAACUACAACACUCCUGGGGGAAAGUUGAACCGUGGUUUGUCUGUCAUCGACACUUACUGCAUUCUCAAAAACAAGACCGUUGACUCGUUGAGCGAUGCUGAAUACCGCAAAGUGGCCCUUUUGGGUUGGUCCAUUGAGUUGUUGCAGGCAUACUUCUUGGUCGCCGACGACAUCAUGGAUCAGUCGAAGACCAGAAGAGGUCAGCCAUGUUGGUACCUCGCCGAGGGCGUUGGAAACAUUGCCAUCAACGAUUCGUUCAUGUUGGAGGGUGCCAUCUACAUCUUGUUGAAGAAGCACUUCCGCCAAGAACCAUACUACGUGGACUUGUUGGACUUGUUCCACGAGGUGACUUUCCAGACCGAGUUGGGCCAAUUGAUGGACUUGGUCACUGCUGAUGAGGAGCACGUCGACUUGGACAAGUUCUCGUUGCAGAAGCACUCGUUCAUUGUCAUCUUCAAGACCGCUUACUACUCGUUCUACUUGCCUGUGGCUUUGGCCAUGUACAUGUGCGGCAUCAACUCCGAGGAGGAUUUGAAGCAGGUUCGUGACAUUUUGAUUCCUUUGGGUGAGUACUUCCAGAUCCAAGACGACUACUUGGACUGUUUCGGUACCCCUGAGCAAAUCGGCAAGAUCGGUACCGACAUCAAGGACAACAAGUGCUCUUGGGUGGUCAACCAAGCCUUGUUGAAGGUCAACGCCGAGCAAAGAAAGCUUUUGGACGAGAACUACGGUAAAAAGGACGACGAGUCUGAGCAGAGAGUCAAGAAGUUGUUCGCCGAGUUGGACAUCCCAACCAUCUACGAGCAAUACGAAAACAAGGUUGUGGGUGAAUUGAGAGAAAAAAUCGAGCAAGUGGAUGAGUCUCGCGGCCUCAAAAAGGAUGUCUUGUCCGCAUUCUUGGCCAAGAUCUACAAGCGUUCUAAGUAG
Molecule: messenger RNA, 1053 nt
Organism: Australozyma saopauloensis
Lineage: Eukaryota; Fungi; Ascomycota; Pichiomycetes; Serinales; Metschnikowiaceae
Gene: ERG20
Product: bifunctional (2E,6E)-farnesyl diphosphate synthase/dimethylallyltranstransferase
Exons: 1
Coding region: 1-1053 (350 amino acids)
Biological process (GO): trans, trans-farnesyl diphosphate biosynthetic process
Cellular component (GO): cytoplasm
Molecular function (GO): dimethylallyltranstransferase activity; (2E,6E)-farnesyl diphosphate synthase activity
Source: RefSeq, a predicted model, not a curated record